Pollicipes pollicipes is the source of this 3147-nucleotide messenger RNA. Its product is annotated as dual specificity tyrosine-phosphorylation-regulated kinase 1A. The transcript has 9 exons. Gene Ontology annotation, biological process: peptidyl-threonine phosphorylation; peptidyl-serine phosphorylation; protein autophosphorylation. Lineage: Eukaryota; Metazoa; Arthropoda; Thecostraca; Pollicipedomorpha; Pollicipedidae. The record is from RefSeq and is a predicted model, not a curated record. Gene Ontology annotation, molecular function: protein serine/threonine/tyrosine kinase activity; protein serine/threonine kinase activity; ATP binding. The coding region runs from base 1465 to 3147 and encodes 560 amino acids.
GCUUGUGGUCGCCGGCGAAGAUUGCCCGAUCGUGUCGAAGCGGUCAGGAUAAGCUAGUGCUACAAGGAUCGGGCGUGUAGACAGGGUAUUACCGAAGUUGGCGGCGUCCAGACCCCAGCGCUGUUGGAGGAUUUUUAAUGAUGAGUGUUAGGGCUGAUCGAACUCGUUGGCCCAAUUUGCAGCUACGCGGCUGGAUGGGUGACGGGAGUUUAGGAACGAAGUUCGCAGAAUGUGCGUGGGAAUGGGUUGGAAAACUAGUGGCCGGGAAAUGGAACACAUGUGUGGCAAGUUCUGAAAUGUUUUCCAGAUUCAGUCGUCAUCGUUGGGGUUUUAUUGAGCACUCAGCAUCUGAUACGAAAUGGUGUCGUCUGUAUCUCACCCUGGCAAGAAGAGCUGGGACCGCGAGAGUCGAUACCCGUACCCCUGUGUUCUCAGACGCCAGUGAGACCCAGAGAAGCUGCUGCGCCACCAGCGCCCCUCACGAGUGUAAGCAUGGUUAGGAUAUUGCAUUCCCAUGGUGUUGCAAUGUCUUGUGUAAGCGGAUGAAACGUUUUGGGAACUGCUGAGACAUAAACAAGUUACGUUAUUUGUUAACGCUUCGGUCAAUGAUUCCUGUACUGUACUGCAGUCGCUGAACCAUGUCAGACGAGGUCUGCUGUAUUGGCAGUCGUUUACCGGCAUAAGUCGCAUGACUUUCGGGCCAUCACAUUAUCAAAGCUGGGAUGAGGCGGGAAGGAGUGGGAGUGAGUCUCGUGAAAACCAGCAUUAACUUUCUGACGGCGCAUUGAACGAGAGCUAAAUACCGGUUUGUCCCCGAACCGACACCACUACGCUGAAUUUGUACGAGGAAGCCGCAGCCUCCGCAGUCAACCGCCUACUUCGCUUGAAAUUUAAACGGCACGCGCCUUUGUUUUAGUUAUUUACUACGUAAGCAAAUAGUAAAACCACGCGCUAAAGCGCACGCGAAUAUUCCACAAGUACCAGAGAUGACGCAUAGCAGAGGUGCCCUGGUGUAUUUUCACGUGAUAGAUAUCCGCAGUUGUGUUUGCAAGGUUGAAGGGCAAUGGUGUAAUCUCGUGUUGUUUGUCAGGUUGCAUUUACAGGGAACGGUUAUCUAACUCGUAUUAUUUUCCUAAGCGGCGUGGCGAUAUCAGUAUAAUUUGCUCAGUGUAUCACUGGCUAAACAUGAAGUUAAGCAUAUAAGUACUUGAGAACCUGUACUUCUCUAUGUGAACCUGAGAACCUGUACUUAUCUGUACUAUGUGGGCUAGGACCAGCUUGAUUUGUGAGCGAGAAGUUCACUUAACGGCUCCAGCAGUGGCUCCAGCUAUAGAAAUAGAUGCAUUACGUCGCAAAUAACGAGUUUCUGCAUCUCCUCACAUGGUCACGAGUUUCGAAGAUUUGAAAACUUCGUGCCGCCUAUGACACCAACUGAGGCCCCGCAACGGGCCCUUGUUGCCACGCAUGGUGCCGACUACCAACGCGCCGGCCGAGGCGCCGCCGGCGCCGCCACCGCCGCCGCCGCCGCCGGCCGACGGGGGGCCGAUGCCACCGGCGCCCCCCGUCGUCGCUGGACCGGAUCUGCUCACCAUGCAGGCGCGCAUUCCGUACCGGUUCCGUGAGCCCACGCAGGCACCGCUGCGCAAGCUCACGCUCGACCUCAUCAAGACGUACAAGCACAUCAACGAGGUGUACUACACUAAGAAGCGGCGUCAGCAAAGCCAACGGGAAGAAGGCGGCCACAAGAAGGAGCGACGGCUUCUGAACGACGGCUACGACGACGACAACCACGACUACGUCAUCAAGAACGGCGAGAAGUUCCUGGACCGCUACGAGAUCGACUCCCUGAUUGGCAAGGGCUCUUUCGGCCAGGUGGUGAAAGCGUAUGACCAUGACGAGCAGACCCACGUGGCCAUCAAGAUAAUCAAGAAUAAGAAGCCGUUCCUGAACCAGGCGCAGAUUGAGGUCCGCCUGCUGGAGACGAUGAACCGCGCCGACUCAGAGAACAAGCACUACAUCGUGCGCCUGCGCCGCCACUUCAUGUGGCGCAACCACCUGUGUCUGGUGUUCGAGCUGCUCUCGUACAACCUGUACGACCUGCUGCGCAACACCAAGUUCAGCGGCGUCUCGCUGACGCUGACGCGCAAGUUCGCGCAGCAGCUGUGCACGGCGCUGCGCUUCCUGGCGUCGCCUGAACUCAACAUCAUCCACUGCGACCUCAAGCCGGAGAACAUCCUGCUCUGCAACCCCAAGCGCUCGGCCAUCAAGAUCGUCGACUUCGGCAGCUCGUGCCAGCUGAACCAGCGGAUGUAUCAGUACAUCCAGUCGCGGUUCUACCGCUCGCCGGAGGUGCUGCUGGGCAUCCCGUACGACCUGGCUAUCGACAUGUGGUCGCUCGGCUGCAUCCUGGUCGAGAUGCACACCGGCGAGUCACUCUUCAGCGGCACAAACGAGGUGGACCAAAUGAACAAAAUCGUCGAGGUGCUGGGUAUCCCGCCGAAGGCAAUGCUGGACCAGGCGCCGAAGGCGCGCAAGUACUUCGACAAGCUGCCGGACGGCGCGUACGGCCUGAAGAAAGGCUCGGAGCCGUACCGGGUGCCCGGCUCUCGCCAGCUGCACACGCUGCUGGGCGUCGAGACGGGUGGCCCCGGCGAGCGCCGGCUCGGCGAGCUCGGUCACAGCGCCGCCGACUACCUCAAGUUCAAGGACCUCGUGCUCAAGAUGCUCGAGUACGAUCCGAAGGCGCGCAUCACGCCGCACCAGGCGCUGCAGCACAGCUUCUUUAAGCGGACCAGCGACGGCAGCACCAACACGGGCGGGUCGCCACGCUGCACGCCGGCGGCGGAGGCCGGCGGCCGGUCUCACCCCGGACCUUCGUCGGAGUGUCUGCGCACACGUAGUGACCCCACCGAGCCGGGGCCGGCGGCAGCCGGUCUCUCACACGAGUACGCGCUGUCGCAGCCGGCCGCCAUGGACUGCCAGUCGCCGCUGCGCGCGCCGCCGCCGCCCGGCGAGCCACCCACCGCCCAGUACGCCAACGCCGGCUUCCUGCUGGGUGCGGCAGGAGGCGGCGCCGAGCCCGCCGCGCGCGAGGACAGUCCCAUGAUGGGCGUGUGCGUGCGGCACAGCCCCCUGGCCAGCCACUGA